GUGCCUUGCAGCAUUGCGUUGCAGAAGUAGUGCGUUCUGUGUGGAUUUAUCGAACGUAUGCAUCAAAUUGUAUGCACAGAAGGCUUGACCGAAAUGGUAGUAGAAUAUGAAUGUUUAACUUUUAUUGGACACAUCCAGAUGAUGCUGCGUAGGAUUUUGCACAAUGACACUGUCGAUGUUAUCGAGGCGUUCGCAGCUUAGCUUCCGAGUGAAGGGUUAACAAAUUAAGAUGGCUGCCCCCUUGGAGUUGUACUGCUGGAAAGGCGAUUGGGGUUUACCCUCAGUUGAUACAGACUGUCUAACCGUUUUGGCCUAUGCCAAGUUUGCUGGUGCUCCACUCAAAGUCCACAAGAUCACCAACCCCUGGAGAAGCCCCACAGGUACCUUGCCGGCACUGAAGACCACGGAGGAAAGUACUCGUAGUCUUUCCAAACCCAGUAAUAUCAUCAUUCACCUUAGAAAACAGAAAUACAACGCUGACUAUGACCUCUCAGCCAAGGAAGGGGCGGACACUCUGGCCUUUGUGUCACUACUGGAGGAGAAACUGCUGCCCGCAUUGAUCUACACACAGUGGGUGGACUCAAAAAACUAUGUGGACGUGACGCGGCGCUGGUACGCCGAGAACAUCCCCUUCCCACUCAACUUCCUGCUGCCCAACCGCAUUCACAACCAGCAACUGGAAAGGCUGAGGCUGGUGAGGGGAGACCCCACACUGGAGCCUGGGGAGCAGCUGGAGAAGGAGCUCUACCAGGAUGCGCUAGAGUGCAUGACCCUGCUCUCUCAACGGCUGGGCUCACACAAGUUCUUCUUCGGGGAUUCCCCAUCCUCUUUGGAUGCCUAUGUGUUUGGUCACCUAGCCCCCCUGCUGAAGGUGAAGCUGCCCAAUGGGAAACUCCAGCAACACCUCAACUCCCUAGACAACCUGCGGCACUACUGCACCAACAUCCUCAUCCUCUAUUUCCCCUCAGAGGGCGGAGAGCCACCCAUUCACAAGGUGUCAGUCCAUUCGGACAGUAGUGACUUUGACAGCGAGCCCCAUAAACGACGCAAGCAAAUCCUGUCGGUCCUGUUCGCCAUGGGCUCGAUGCUGGGCUACGCCAUUUUGAUGGGGAUUGUCAGCAUCCAGCACGUCCGACCGCAGGCAGCGCUAGUGGGACCCCGCCACAUCGAAGAAGGAGGCGAGGAAGAGGAAGAGGAAUGAGCAGUACUGUCUCGGUGUAGGACCAGGUAGAAGGAGGUGUUGUGAGGGGAAAAUGGACGUUCUCUGACUUAUUCUGUGCAUAUUGACGGAGAAUAGAUGGACAGGAAUUACGUUCCUCAAACAUCUCAAUCUCCCACAAUGCACGAUAAUCCUCUGUCAGUUCAGACCACUUCUAGGCAUCCACAAACAUGCCUAGUUAUGCAGUCUCUGUUUUUGGUGCUUGUUUUUUGUUUUCUCGACAUCCCAGGAAGGCAUACCUUUUCUUGUCUCAGAAUCUUCAAGAACGCUUUAAUUUAAUUCAAGAAUGGUAUGCCUUUUAUUUUUUCAGGUUUCUUUCUUUCAGGUAGAGGUUGAGGGUUGAGCCACUUUCUGAAAUGUUUUGUCAGGUUUCACUUAUACAAACAGAAUUUUGACUUGAUUUCAGGUCAUUAAAAGUGAAAUGCUGAACCAUC
Messenger RNA from Oncorhynchus kisutch (coho salmon), 1653 nucleotides. Its product is annotated as metaxin-1. The coding region runs from base 230 to 1201 and encodes 323 amino acids. Gene Ontology annotation, biological process: mitochondrion organization. Gene Ontology annotation, cellular component: SAM complex; cytoplasm. NCBI's taxonomy places the organism in Eukaryota, Metazoa, Chordata, Actinopteri, Salmoniformes, Salmonidae. The record is from RefSeq and is a predicted model, not a curated record. The transcript is spliced from 8 exons.